ACCGCAACGCGCUGCCGGCGCGGACAGCGCCGCCAUGGAGAGCCGCCCGGGAUGGGAGGUCCUGCGAGAGCCCUGCGGAGAUAGCAGCGGGGCGGGGAGUGCCCGGCGGGGCUGAGCGGUAUAUAUAAAGACUGCUGGCUGCCAGCUGGCGUGUUAUGGCUGUCACAGAGCAGUAAGAUGUUGAGUGUUUUGCACUGAGUGAAAACGAAGACCUGAAGCUGUUCUCAAUAGGCUGCUUGGAAAAGAAUAUAGGAGAAGCUUUUCAGGAUAUUGCCACUCCCGUGCUGAUAACAACAAACCAGUAUAUGUUUUUAAUAGCAGGAACACGGGCAGCAGAGCAGCACCCUGCAGGGCCCAGGCAGGCCGGCAGCACGGAGCCAUCUGACGAGGAGCCGCCUGGAGAAGGACUCGAUCAUCAUGAGGUGAUGGGAGAUGGUGACCAAGGUGUGCUUGAGCCAGAGGGCCCAUUCAGUGCAUCGCCUGAGAAUGCAUCUCCUGUUGCCAGUACAAAUUCCUCUACUUUACCUGAAUUAAUACGUUCAGAAAGGGAAGAAGAAACAUCUCGAAAUGCAGUGCUGUCAGAGAAUGUGACGAGUUCAACAGGGACAGGAAGCGUAAUUGAGGGUACUCAAACUGUUAUGUGGAGUAGGGCUGAAUUUCAUGAAACUACCCAGUCUGAGAAGUUGUGUCUUGAAGUUUUACCUAGCAAAGCAGCUCAACAGGAUUAUCACAUGCCAGAUGUCAUCGCUGUCAGAGUACAAAUGGAUUCUGAUUCAUUCCAUGAUGUAGCUGUGAAAAUUGAAAGACCUACUUUUCGUAAACCAUUUCUGGGUGGAUUUAAGAACAGAGUAACGGGAGUGGAAUUUCAUAAUGCAGGGUCACAAACAGUACCCAAGAAAAGACCUGAAAAAGGAACUACAUUAUUUUGUAGAGAAACACAGACGGUUUUUGAAAGAAAUAGAUAUCAACAAACAACGAAUCCAACGUCAACACAGAUGACUAAAAGGGGCCUGUAUGUGUCAAACAUGAGUGACAAACUAAUAACCCCUGGAAAGUACCUUACAGCAGAGGAAUACCAUAAGCGUCGACUUGAAGCAGUAAUAGUAUUACAGAAAUAUUUCCGUCGUUGGCAUGCUAGAAAUGUAGUGCAAAAUCUGAAGGAAAAAAAGAGAUUAAGGCUGGCAUGGGAAGCACAAGAAGAGUUACAAAGGAAAAAAGAAAAAGAAGACAAACUGAGAAUGGAGCAGGAGAGAAAACUGAACCCUAAAACCAAAGAAGAUUUUGAGCUGCUUUACCACGCUUUAGAAUUAUGGAGGCAGGAGGAGACGGAACGGAUUAACAGAACUCUUACUGGAGCUGAAAGAAAAGCAGCGCUUUGUGGACUUCUAGAACAAGAGACAGAGCUGAUUGCUUCCAUUGGGAGACACAAGCUAAAUGCAGACCAGGACAAUCAACAAAAAGCAGUACUGCGCUUUCUGGAUAAGUGUGCACAACCUAAGAGAUGGAAAGCAUGUGAUGGAAAAAUCACUGAAAUGGAUACACAGUACACACUCCGUGCCAGAGAACUACUUGAAAUCUACCGCAGUGUUAGCAUGAAUGACAUCCCAAAAGAUGAGAGAAGAGACGUGCUGUUACUGCUCAGAGGUACAGUGAAGGAACAUGAAUGUAAAUUAACAGAGGAAAUAGUGGAGUUAAUUGACAGGGAACUUGAUCUUAUGGCAAGAGAAGUAAAAGAAUGCAACUUAGAAGGACUGAGGAAAAGAAUUUGUACACUAUUUCUUCAGUAUAUUAAAAUUCCGAAGUUUAACCCCGAAGUUGCAAAGAUACUUAAGGUUCCACCAGAUCCCUUAAAGCUUUAUAAAAACAUUCACUUCUGUCGCAGUUGUGAAAAUUACUUACCAGCUUCUGAGUUUCCUAUUCCUGCUAAUUCCCGCACCAUUGGCAGAUGUCACUUGUGUUGCAAGCUUGAUAAUGAGGCUCGGCGACGAGAAUCAUUUCUGAAGUACAGACUUAUUCUAGAAAGUCUCAGAAAGUCUGAAGCUGAUUAUCAGGAUGAUGCUACAAUUGUUUUCUUAGUUCAGCAGCAGCAUCUGCAGUACAUGAUUGAGAACAUAUGGGGCUGUCAGUCAGCUCUUAGUGCUUGCAAUGACCUCUAUGAUUUGGUUAUGGUCAGAUGGGAUAAGCAGCAAGAGUGGUCUCCGUGGAACACUAUUCUCCUCACUAAAGAUGAAGCAGAUGCACAUCUUAAGCUGGAUAACCUUCAAGAGGCUUACGAAGCACCAUUUAUUCAUGGAAUAAAGCAUAAGCAUAUCCGGGCAAAGAAGUACUUUGCUCAGAUCCCGGUGAUGACAUCACUUUUCCACAGGAGUGACAAGCAGGCUAAUGCAAGUUAAUUUUUAAUAGCUAUCCAUAUUCAUACUGAUAUGAAAACGUAACUCUUCAGCUAAGAUAACAGAAGUCAAAGAACUUCACUGAAUUAUUUAUUAGUACAGUUCCUCUGCUUUUAAAGAAAUAUGUUGUUUCGCCAACACCUUAACUGUAUUACACAGAUCAAAAUAAAAUUCUGAGUAUAAAAUAAUUCAGUCCUGAUCAGUCCACGUAACUGCAUUUCGUGCUUAGUAACCUCAUUAUUUAAAACACAGAUGAUUGUUGAUGAGCUAUUUACAUUCAUGAGCCAUGACUGUUUUGCUUUGUAUGCCUGUGUUACUUGGAAUAUUUUGUUUGCGGAGUAAUAUUUUUGAUGAGGUAAUUAAGCUAGAUCUUUAUUGUCUUUUACUUAUAAAAGUAAGACUAAAUAUAUGAAAUGUAUUUCUCUGGUCUUAAGCAUUAGGCAGAAAACGCAUAAAAAACCCAUCAUAUCAUAACCUAUCGAAAAACAAAAUUGAUAUACUUUUCCAAAAAAAGCUACUAUACCUGGGAAACAUUGGUAUAAAAAAGUCACCAAUCUUUCCGUGGCUCAUCCUGUUGGUCAUAAUGGAACUGCCAGCAUACAGUUAUCGGAUCCAAGAUCUUAAAGUUAUUGUGAAUCAGGCUUAACAUUUGAAAGUGCAGACUGUUCAGAACGUGUUUGUUUUUUGAGAGGCUUGUGUUAUUUAAAGUAAAAGUUAAUUGCAUCCCUAAACUUACACAGUUACGUUUAUGUUUGAUGAUAGUUAGAGAGGAAAAUAUUGUAUGGUGUACGUUCAUAGAACCAUAGAAUGGUUUGGGUUGGAAGGGGCCUCUUUAAGAUGAUCUAGUUUCAACCCCCUGCUAUAGGCAGGGACACCUCCCUCUAGGACCCUUUUGGUCAAGCCUUGAAUGCUUCCAGGGAGGGGACAUCCACAACCUCACUGGGCAACAUGUUCCAGCGUCUCACCACCCUUACAGUAAAGAAUUUCUUCCUGAUAUCUAAUCUAAAUCUACCCUCUUCCAGUUUAAAGCCAUUUCCCCUCAUGCUGUCCUUACAUGCCCUUAUUAAAUUGGACCUUGUUUCAGCCUUCCAGUACUUAAAGUGAGCUUAUAAACAGGAAGGAGAUGGACUUUUUACAUAGGCAGAUAGUGACAGGGCAAGGGGGAGCAUUUUUAAACUAAAAGAAGAGAGAUUUAGAUUAUGUAUUAGGAGGAAAUUUUUUACUCAGAGAGUAGUGAGGCGCUGGCACAGCUGUCCAGAGAAGCUAUGGAUGCCCCAUCCCUGGAGGUGCUCAAGACCAGAUUGGAUGGGGACCUGGGCAGCCUGAGCUGGUGGGUAGCAACUCUGCCCAUGGCAGGGGAGAUGGAACCAGAUGUUCCUUAAGGUGCCUUCCAACCCAAGUCAUUCUGUGAUUCUAUGAAUUGCUUAGGGCUUUAUCCAUUCAUGUCUUCAAAAUGCUCAUGGAUGGAGAAUGCACAACUUCUAGUAGCAAUCUGGUCCAGUGCCUGACUCAACUUAAAAAAGAAAUUUACACUCCUAUCCAGUUGAAAGCUGCUUUCUUUCAGUGAAGUCUGCUGUCUCUUUUACUGUGCACACCUGCCUUAAUUUUUGUAAUUUCUUCCUAAAUUUCAAAAAGCUUCUGUCAGGAUUUUCCUAAGCCUUCUGUUCUCCUUCUCUGUUUCAGUCUGAACAAGUACAGUCUCUCCUCCUAUGUCAAGUGCUUCUGCCUCCUUUGCUUCUUAGUGGAAUGCUGUUGAACUUGCUCCAUUUAUCAUAGUCCUCUUGAUUUGAGGGACGUGAAACUAGAUUCAGAGUUAUGAAUUCAUGCUUAAAGAGCUCUAGAUUCUGCAUUCACUUGAGCAUUAGCAACCAAGCCUAUUUUAGCCUGCUAGAGAAUUGCUCACAAACAGGUUUUUUUUGGUUGUUUGUUUAUGCAGAAGUCCACUUGACUGUUAUCUAGGACGUGGCUGUCUUGUGAUUUUGAACUUUCAGGGGAAGGAAAUAAAUAACUACCUGCACAUACAGUGAAAA
This is a messenger RNA of Gallus gallus (chicken), 4420 nucleotides long. It is a transcript of the gene IQUB, whose product is annotated as IQ motif and ubiquitin domain containing. Gene Ontology annotation, molecular function: protein binding. Gene Ontology annotation, cellular component: motile cilium; acrosomal vesicle. Gene Ontology annotation, biological process: cilium assembly. Lineage: Eukaryota; Metazoa; Chordata; Aves; Galliformes; Phasianidae. Bases 306 to 2393 code for a protein of 695 amino acids. The transcript is spliced from 13 exons. The record is from RefSeq and is a predicted model, not a curated record.